AUGGAGUUCCCUCACAUUGGAAAGAAUUGUUCAUACAAAUCAUGCAAUAAACUAGACUUCCUGCCCUAUAAAUGUGGAGGUUGUAAAGAAAUGUUCUGUUCUGACCACUUUGCGUACACAAAGCAUGAAUGCCCAGCACCGGAUAGACAGAACGUCCAGGUUCCAGAGUGCCCUUUAUGCGGUAAACCUGUGCCAGGAAAAAGAGGAGAGCCACCAGAUGUUGCUGUUGGAACUCAUAUUGAUAACCAGUGCACUUCAGACCCAGCUGUGGAGAGGCGGAGAAAAGUCUUCACAAACCGGUGCACAUUCAAAGGAUGCAAGAACAAAGAAAUGGUGCCGCUUGUUUGCAGUGAGUGCUCACUUAACUUCUGCCUUCGACAUCGACACGGCAGCGACCACGCCUGCGAAGGCAAGCUGGCUGCCAAGAGAAGACAGGCAGCUGAAGCAGCUAUGGCUAGGAUGAAAGCGGCCGAAAAUAAAAUGACACACGCCCCAGUUGCGGCAAAAGUUACAGCCUUCUCCGAAGUGCAAGGAAACAUGACUGAAGAUGAGGCGUUGGCGCGCGCUUUAGCAAUGUCUAUGCAAGAAGAGAACACUAGUUUACAAGCGCGAGACACGGCCUUUGCGCGUGCACUCGCUCGACAAAGGGUUGGGGGUGAGCAGAGCUCCAGGUGCACGGUCUCGUAG
Messenger RNA from Spodoptera littoralis (African cotton leafworm), 687 nucleotides. The record is from the annotation of a GenBank genome assembly. Lineage: Eukaryota; Metazoa; Arthropoda; Insecta; Lepidoptera; Noctuidae.